This is a messenger RNA of Cryptococcus wingfieldii CBS 7118, 201 nucleotides long. RefSeq lists its product as hypothetical. Bases 1 to 201 code for a protein of 66 amino acids. The record is from RefSeq and is a predicted model, not a curated record. The transcript has 3 exons. Gene Ontology annotation, cellular component: endoplasmic reticulum. NCBI's taxonomy places the organism in Eukaryota, Fungi, Basidiomycota, Tremellomycetes, Tremellales, Cryptococcaceae.
AUGCCAACUGCCCACGACAUCCGCCGCAAGAAUGCCAACUUUGCUGCUCGAGCUCAAGCUGGAAAGAGGACGGCGAGGCCUGCAAGGUCCACUCAGAGACGAAGUGUGGGGACUUGGGUCUUGAUUGUUAUGGGAUUCUUGCUUGUAGGAGGUACCAUUGCCGAGCUUGUGCGGCUUUUAGUGUAUGGCGCGUUCUUCUGA